Pundamilia nyererei is the source of this 3058-nucleotide messenger RNA. RefSeq names its product VPS41 subunit of HOPS complex (gene vps41). Gene Ontology annotation, biological process: macroautophagy; cellular response to starvation; endosomal vesicle fusion. The transcript has 28 exons. Gene Ontology annotation, cellular component: late endosome; HOPS complex. Gene Ontology annotation, molecular function: protein binding. The record is from RefSeq and is a predicted model, not a curated record. Bases 290 to 2854 code for a protein of 854 amino acids. NCBI's taxonomy places the organism in Eukaryota, Metazoa, Chordata, Actinopteri, Cichliformes, Cichlidae.
UCGUUUUUUAAGUAAUCGUCUCCUUUUAUUCUGUCGGAGUAUCCGCGUUGUCGUUUCUCUAUCUGAAUGACUUCAUUACCCAUAACGCCUUGAUACUCGAAUUCAAGUCAUGUGAUUUAGCUUAUGACUGGAAGCAGGUUUCGACAACAAACAUCACUUUGCUGUCACGUAACAGCGGGUGUUUCUGAGACGAAACGAACCUUUAGCGGAGAUUUAACGGAUAUUUUUAAAAAUAUUUGUUAAAGUAUUAUAGCUGUUACCUUUGGAUAUAUCGCUAAAUAAUAUCACAAUGGCGGAAGUGGAGGAGCAGGUCAGACAUCCAAGUGAGGAAACCACAGAUGAGUCUGAGGAGGAGGACAGUGAGGAGGAGCCCAAGCUGAAGUAUGAGAGGCUUUCCAACGGGAUGACAGAAAUUCUCCAGAACGAUGCAGCCAGCUGUAUGACCGUCCAUGACAAGUUUCUUGCCUUAGGUACUCAUUUUGGAAAGGUCUUCCUGUUGGACAUCCAAGGAAAUAUUACUCAGAAGUUUGAGAUUAGUUCAGUGAAGAUCAACCAGAUCAGUCUGGAUGAAAGUGGAGAGUAUGUGGGCAUCUGCUCCGAGGAUGGGAAGGUUCAAGUAUUCGGCCUCUACACAAGAGAGGGCUUCCACGAGAACUUUGACUGUCCCAUCAAAGUGGUCGCAUUACACCCUCAGUUCACCAGAUCCAACUAUAAGCAGUUUGUCACCGGGGGCAACAAGCUCCUUCUGUAUGAGAGAAACUGGCUGAAUCGCUGGAAGACUUCAGUUCUACAUGAGGGCGAGGGAACAAUCACUAAUAUCAAAUGGAGAGCUAACCUGAUUGCAUGGGCCAACAAUGUGGGAGUAAAAAUAUAUGACAUCAGCACAAAGCAGAGGAUCACCAAUGUGUUGAGGGAUAAUGUGAGUUUGAGGCCCGACAUGUACCCGUGCAGCCUGUGCUGGAAGGACAACACCACUCUCAUUGUCGGCUGGGGUUCUUCCAUUAAGAUUUGUGUUGUGAAAGAGCGAAAUCCAACUGAAAUGAGAGACCUGCCCAGCCGCUAUGUGGAAAUAGUUUCUGCUUUUGAGACUGAGUUUUUCAUCUGUGGGUUGGCACCACUGGCAGAUCAGCUGGUCACUCUGUUCUUUGUGAAGGAAAACUCUGAUCAAAUGGAUGAGGAGUUAUGUGCGCGGCCUCGUCUCGACAUCAUCCAGCCUCUCCCCGAGAGCUGUGAGGAGAUCUCUUCAGACGCGCUGACGGUGCGCAACUUCCAGGACAAUGAGUGCAGAGACUACCGCCUCGAGCAUUCAGAGGGAGAGUCACUCUUCUAUAUCAUCAGUCCCAAAGACAUCGUUGUGGCAAAGGAGCGAGACCAGGACGACCAUAUUGAUUGGCUGGUCCAAAAGAAGAAAUACGAGGAGGCACUGAUGGCCGCGGAGAUUAGCUUCAAAAACAUUAAGAGGCACGACGUUCAGAAGAUUGGAAUGGAAUACAUCAACCACUUGGUGAACACGAGAGACUAUGACAGCGCUGCGAGAAAGUGUGUAAAGGUCCUGGGGAAAAACAUGGAACUGUGGGAGAAUGAAGUGUACAGGUUCAAGACCAUUGGACAGCUCAAGGCCAUCAGUCAGUAUUUGCCAAGAGGAGAUCUGCGUCUCAGGCCGGCCAUUUAUGAAAUGAUCCUUCAUGAAUUCCUGAAAACUGACUAUGAGGGUUUUGCCACCCUGAUCCGGGAAUGGCCGGGAGAUCUUUAUAAUAACAUGGCCAUCGUUCAGGCUGUCACCGAUCACCUGAAGAGGGAUCCCACCAACAGCACGCUGCUCACCACGUUGGCUGAGUUGUACACCUACGACCAGCGAUACGACAGAGCCUUAGAAAUCUACCUGAGACUGAGGCACAAAGAUGUUUACCAGCUGAUCCACAAACACAACCUUUUCUCUUCCAUCGAGGACAAGAUCGUACUCCUCAUGGACUUUGACAAAGAGAAAGCUGUUGACAUGCUUCUCGAUAAUGAAGACAAGAUAUCAAUAGACAAGGUGGUGGAAGAACUAGCAGACAGGCCUGAACUUCUGCAUGUGUACCUCCACAAACUGUUCAAACGGGACCACCACAAAGGCCAGAAGUACCACGAGAGACAGAUAGGCCUAUAUGCCGAAUACGACCGGCCAAAUCUGCUACCUUUCCUGAGAGAUAGCACCCACUGCCCUCUUGAAAAGGCUCUUGAGAUUUGCCAGCAGAGAAACUUUGUGGAGGAGACAGUUUUCCUGCUCAGCAGGAUGGGAAACUGUAGACGAGCCUUGCAGAUGAUCAUGGAGGAGCUGGCAGAUGUUGACAAAGCCAUAGAGUUUGCUAAAGACCAGGAUGACGCAGAGCUGUGGGAUGAUCUCAUCUCUUACUCUAUUGACAAACCACCAUUCAUCACCGGUCUCCUCAAUAAUAUCGGCACUCAUGUUGAUCCUAUUCUGCUCAUCCGACGCAUAAAGGAAGGCAUGGAGAUCCCAAACCUCAGAGAUUCCCUCGUUAAAAUCCUUCAUGACUACAAUCUACAGAUUCUUUUAAGGGAAGGCUGCAAAAAGAUCCUGGUGGCCGACUCCCUCUCCCUGCUCCAGAAGAUGCAUCGAACACAGAUGAGAGGCGUCAGGGUUGAUGAGGAGAACAUUUGUGAGUCAUGUCAUGCUACAAUUUUACCCUCAGACAUGGCCAAAACCUUCAACGUGGUGGUGUUCCACUGCAGGCACAUGUUUCAUAAGGAGUGUUUGCCAUCUUCAGGAACAAUUCCCGGGUUGCAGUUUUGUAACAUCUGCAGUGCGAAGAGACGAGGGCCGGGAAGCGGAAUACUUGAGAUGAAAAAGUAAUAAACGGUGUACUUAGAGUCUUAUUACUGAACUCUCAUGUCAACUCAGCGCAUUGGUGAAUAAAUAUUACUUCCCUUCAGUCACUCUACUCUAAACUUGCAAAAAUCAUAAAUAUUUAUGUUUGACUGUCUCUGUACAUUUACGUCUGCUUGCUUCUGUUGUGUGUGUGAUAACCUGUAUGAAAAUUAAAAUGGAAUUAAAGCA